Molecule: messenger RNA, 5040 nt
Organism: Cottoperca gobio
Lineage: Eukaryota; Metazoa; Chordata; Actinopteri; Perciformes; Bovichtidae
Gene: rps6kc1
Product: ribosomal protein S6 kinase polypeptide 1
Exons: 16
Coding region: 92-3463 (1123 amino acids)
Biological process (GO): protein phosphorylation
Cellular component (GO): early endosome
Molecular function (GO): protein kinase activity; ATP binding; phosphatidylinositol binding
Source: RefSeq, a predicted model, not a curated record
CUAACUUAUUUGUCUCCCUGUAUUGUGCUGUCAGGGAAUGAAUGUGUAAGGCUAGCCGACUGGUAGCUUUGGCAAUGUUGUCACUAUCAGAAUGAUAUCGCAGCGAGACAGAGGAGAACUGGCUCGGUUUUAUACUGUCACGGAUCCCAAAAAGCACCUAAAAGGCUACACUGUGUACAAAGUGACUGCAAGAAUAAUCUCCAGGAAAAACCCAGAGGAUGUCCAGGAGAUAACAGUAUGGAAGAGAUACAGUGAUUUCCGGAAGCUUCAUCAGAACCUCUGGCAGCUGCACAAGAAUGCAUGUAGCCAGUCGGAGCUGUUUCCUCCCUUUGCCAAGGCCAAAGUCUUUGGUCGUUUUGAUGACUCAGUAGUUGAGGAAAGAAGACAGUGCUCCGAGGAUCUGCUCCAGUUCUCUGCUAAUAUCCCCGCUCUCUAUAGUAGUCAGCACAUCCAAGAUUUCUUUAAGGGAGGCGAGGUCCACGACGGCUCAGAGCUCAUUGGACCAGCCGAGCCCUUUUCUGACUUCCUGGCAGACAGUUUAUCAGACUGCAGCUCUGACGUUCAAAGAGACAUCAGUGGUGCAGAUGAUUUGACUAUCACAUCUGAGUAUGGAGGCCCGUCCAGUGACAGCGACCUGACCUCCCUGGCUGUGGAUACGGACUCUUUGGCUGGGCUAGAUGAUGGCAUGGCCUCAGGCCGCACCUCCCCAAACCAGCCACAGGGGGGAGCCACCAGCAUUAGCAGCAGCUGCAGCCCUCGCCUGCCCUCCCUGCACAAUCGGCGCACCCCAUCUCCUGCCCCAGUCCCUGCAUUCUCAGCCCCUAACCUAGAGGUCAACUGGCCAGGCCGAACGCCGCUCUUCUCCGGCAGUCUGAAGAAAGGCAGUGGUGGCAACCCUAAGGACGUGAAGUUAGACUACCUAGACAGAGCCAGUGAGCUCAUCUGUUUGGCUGUGCAGAAGGAGAAAGAGCAGGACUUCCAGGCAGCUUUCUCCUGCUAUCGCAGCGGCGUGGACCUGCUGCUGCAAGGCGUGCAAGGUGAGCCCAGUCCCACGCGGCGAGAGGCAGUGAAGAAGAAGACUGCAGAGUAUCUGAUGCGUGCAGAACAAAUAUCCAGUCAGCAUCUGAGAAGCAGCAUGGGUCAAGGGUCAACACAGACAGUGGCUUUGGGGGUACAGUGCUGCCCGUCCACCAGCAGAGGAGGCCAACAGAGUCCAUCUGAGGAGCUGAGAGUUUACAGGGUGUUAGGGGUCAUAGAUAAGGUUCUUUUGGUCAUGGACAAGAGAACACAAGAGACGUUCAUCCUGAAAGGUCUGAGGAAGAGCAGUGACAGUGGGCUGACGAAGAGGACGAUCAUGCCUCACUCUGUGCCCCACAUGGUGCAGCUGAGAAAGUUCAUCGUCUCUGAAGACACAGUUUUCCUUUUGCUGCAGUAUGCUGAAGGUGGCAAGCUGUGGUCUCACAUUGGAAAGUACCUGCGUAUUUCCAGCCCAGAGGAGAGCUUUGACAUUCCUUUCAUUCAGAAGAGCCACACAGCGGCUGUACACUCUCCACAGCAUGCUGUACCACAGCUGGAUGCAGGUUCGGCCAGUUCUGGUUCUGGGCCGGUUGCUUGUUCUGAUUCUGUGUCAGGGCUGCAGAACAAAGUGGGACAGAAACUCAUCGCGUCUCCUAAGAAAAGUGUUCUUCCUCCCAGGCGUAUUCAACAAAUUGGGGCCCAGUCAGACUCCGGUGCCACCUCGGAGGAAGAAUGCACCAACAGUUAUUUGACUCUUUGCAACGAGUAUGAACAAGACAAAGUAGAACCAGACGCACUAGAAGUGGAGGAAGAGAAGAGCGAACAGGAUAUACUGUCACUGGAAGUGCCCGCUGCGACGACCACCACUUCCUCGCGUAGCCGCUCGCUUCUUAGCAACGACAGCCUCUCUUCGCCGAUCAGCUCUCAGGAACUUGGCUUUUUCACCGAGUCGUCUGACAAAAGUGGCCACACCAUUGACAAUGAGCAAUACCGUGGCGAGGGUCAGAACCACGGUGAAGUGUUCAGCCCUCUGCCCUCCCCUGCUGUGCCUCUGUCUUUGGAUCAGUCCAAGCACACGCCAAUGGAGUUUUUCCGUAUUGACAGUAAAGACAGUGCAAGCGAGGUGACCUGUCUCGACUCAGGAGAUCAGCGUCCCUCUCACAAGCAGGUCCCCCUCUUUUCUCCAUCCGACAUGACCUCGGAUGUCACUGAGGAUCUUCCGGAGCUGGCUCAGGAGGUCAAAGGCCACAGCUCGGAGCUUUGGGGGUUAGACUGUAGUGAUAAAGGCUCCAACGAGUCAGUGCCAGUCAUCUCAUUUAAAGAAGCGGUAGUGGAGGAUGAGGGUCACCCGCCAGACCUUUUGGUCAACCUGCCUGUAACGGGUGGGAUUGUAGACUCUUCACAGCAGGAAUUAGACACUUCGGGCGUGUGUCUGGGCCUGGAGGCCACGGCCUCUCCUCAGAAGUUCAUCCAGCCUGAUGUUUUACAGCUACACUGUCAGCCUGAGGAAGAGGUGGAGCAGCCACAAGAGCAAGAGCUUUCAUCUUUGUGUACAGCCUCUGUAACUUGUGACACCAGUGUUGCAUCUUCUUCUCCUUUCAACUCACUGUGGGAUGACUGCAGCUUGACGUUCGGGCAAGAGGCUUCUGACAACAUGGUGGUUCAACCUGCAUGCCAAAAUAAUGACCUUCCCCUUGACCUUCCAGUUACUGACUCACUUAACAUGAAACUAGAGGCCAAUGCAAGAGUAAAUACAGACUCUAGUGGCAAAAGCACAGGCUCUAUCACAGCCACGAAUGGAACCGAGGCCUGCGCAGUGGUGGAGAGUUUAUUAGGUCUUGAUGGUGUAUCAUCAGGAGUUAUUAGUAAUACAGGUGGCAGCGUAUUUGAUAAAGAAGUAUCGCGGCUGUUUGCAGAGCUGGACGAGCUGUCGCUGGCUGCAUCCCAAGCUCGUAUCCCGGAGGAGUUUAUACGAUGCUGUGCGGUAGAGAUGGUGACAGCCCUGGAUUCUCUGCACCAAGAGGGCGUCAUCUGCCGAGACCUUAACCCCAACAACAUCCUGCUCGACCACCAAGGGCACGUUCAACUUACCUACUUUUGCAGCUGGAACGAUGUGGAGGAUUCCUGUGACAAAGAGGCCGUUGCCAAUAUGUACUGUGCACCAGAGGUCGGAGGUAUCAUUGAGGAGACUGCAGCGUGCGAUUGGUGGAGUCUGGGCGCCGUCCUGUUUGAGCUCCUGACGGGCAUGUCUCUGCUGCGGUGCCAUCCUGCGGGAAUCGGUCACCACACCGCUCUCAACAUCCACGAGUCUGUGUCAGAAGAGGCCAGAUCUCUGCUGGAGAAGUUGCUCCAGUACAACCCAAUGGAGAGACUGGGGGCAGGGGUUGGAGGCGUGGAUGAUAUCAAAUCCCACCCUUUCUUUGCCAGAGUGGACUGGUCCAAAUAGACGCUGUACAUUGUGGGACUGCAGAAACCAGAGCUGCAUUCUGGGAAGAUUGGGAAGACUGGCUGAAUGAAUUCCUUUCAGACUUGUCGCACAAACGGAUAAUACAGUACAUACAGAUUAUGCAUUUCUGCACACAGCUCCGCUUUUAUUUUUUGGACGGCCAUUCAUUCUUCAUGUACUUCUUUUUUAUUGGAUUUUUUUUUUUUAAAGAAGCAGUAUUACCUUCCUUGUACAUCGCUCAUUUCUUUAUCUCAUAGAGGGUUUACUGUGUGUCCUGUUUUGUGCAGGAGAACACUUUCUAACAUGUGUGGUGCAAUAAUUUCUACAGUAAGAGUUGGUACCGAGAUGACGUUGUUGCUUUUACACUCCCCAUACAGUAGCUGCAAGCCAAAAAUGACAAGUGAGAGGUGACAUUUUUUGCGUUUUCACUAAAUUUUUUAAGUUCUUUAUGUCACACGUUCAAACCGACGUAGACUUAAGUCAACUUCCCUAAGAAAAACUAAAUGUGCAAUACAUUCAGUUUGUUGCCACCUAUAACACUUUUCAUGCUGUGGGUUUUGGAACAGAUAUGAUAUCUAAUUUCCUACAUCAACUCCGUUUACAGCCAACCAGCCCACAUGCAGUAACAGAGAUGAACACUAUACAAGGUGAAUGAACAAAAUAUUUUGAGUUAGGAGAUAGUUUUGUUGUUGAGUGAAGUAUUUAGUUAUAUGAAGAUUUGAUUAUUUAAUAGAUUAUAGCUGGAAAAAGGGCCCGUUUACAAACAACACAAACCGUCUCCCUCCAUAGACGGGUCGAUGACGUCAAUGAGGAAAAAUAAAGAAGUCUUGAACCACACAUUUGAAACCAGCCCUUUUACAGAUUGUAGUUGUUUUUAUGAAUAACAGGAAACUCCCUGUACUGUCCAACACUGCAUUUUCUGCAUGGAAGAAUAUGAUUUAUGUAAUAUAUUUAAUAAUAUGAAGAAAAAAAAAAUCUAUUACGUGUGUCUUGUAAAUAUACCUUUUUAAAGGAUGUUGCGCUGAGUGAAAGGUACACCCCAAAUCUCAAAGCCUUGAUUUUGUCCAACUUGUCAAUCACUUACUGCCUCAUCAAUCAAAUCCUUUUUAUUUGAUUCUUUUAUGUUUGACACAACACAUCUGCUAACUAGCCACACGGAUCUUAAUGGUGAUUUUGUAAUAUCCAUCAUGACUGAGUUAUAUGGUAAUCAUUGCCAUGGAUACAUUACAUGUCAUAUAUCACUUCCUGUAUAAUCAGAUGACACUUCUCAGAAUUAUUGGAUCAUAUAUCAAACGCUUUGUAAUACAUUUCUCUAACUCUACACAGAUAAUCACGCCACUGUAGAUGCUGCACUCUGUUGUACGCCACUGCACUACAUGUUAACUGACAGAUACUGUAUAUGAGCAGGUCCAUAUUCCACCUAGUAACCCUUUUUAUCAGACAUUAACAUCACAGUGAGAUCAGAGUCUUUUUUUUCAGUUUUCUAUUGAAUGCUCACUUUUGUCUGUGCUGUAUGUCUGUACUGGUGUGUCAGUGCACUCUGGAUAACAAUAAACAUACCUGGAUGAGAACGUAAA